This is a messenger RNA of Suillus discolor, 1179 nucleotides long. RefSeq lists its product as uncharacterized. The record is from RefSeq and is a predicted model, not a curated record. The coding region runs from base 1 to 1179 and encodes 392 amino acids. NCBI's taxonomy places the organism in Eukaryota, Fungi, Basidiomycota, Agaricomycetes, Boletales, Suillaceae. The transcript has a single exon. Gene Ontology annotation, molecular function: metal ion binding.
AUGGCGGGGAAUACGCCCCAGACCAGCUCUAAUGGAUUGGAUUUAUCCCAACAAGUCUUGGCGACGGCCUGUAUCGCUGUCGUCAACAACUACAGACGCUCACAUGUUACCAAACUUGAGGCAAUCAUCAUGCUCGUUGAAACUAUCUCAGGAGAACUAUUCGCUACCCCGGGACGAGUCUCAACUGUCACUGGACCCUACCUUGCCAUGCUCGAUGAAGUUGAGUCAGAACUUGCACGAGCCACUGAUAGCUCAACAAGGGGACGAACAACACACUCGGAUGAACCAGCACCUGUUGACGAAGAAGCCCCUUUACCAGAGGAUAGGAGUAGAGCAGGAUCUGUUGAGCCAGGAGAACCUGCUCGCAAACGAUCCAAGCUCGACUAUUCCUCUAUCGACGCCGCAGUUAAGUGUAGGAAGUUCCAACCGCUCUCACCCAGUCUUGAACAAACCAACGAGAUUCUCAAAAAUUGGUCGCAAGACCCGAAGGAGGUUCAGCGAUACCUCAUGUAUCACAAGUUCGGACCUGAAUUCCAUAAGAGCGGAUGGACAGAAAUCAUCGCAGGAGAAUGCAUCAACCUCGACGUUGUCCACACCAUCAUUACCUCUUCUCACACGGUUGACAAACAAACCGAAGUCCUCGGAGGAAUGGAAAUCAAGUAUGGAGUAUUGGAGGCAGCAUCCAAGAAAAUUGCCACCGACUCCGACUGGUACGCAGCGUGGAACAAAUCAGCUGAUGCCGUCAAAUUUGCCUUCCCUCACCGAGAAGCAGAGCUCAAUGGUUACUUUGCCUUUAUCUCCAAAUACUUCUCGCAAGCUAAUCCAUCAGCCCAUGGAAGAGUUAUACGCUUCAAUAAAGCCGUUAGAAACAGAGUCGGAUCUUCAUGCAGACUUGAGCUCACCAACUUCCGUGAGUUCGAAGACCUUAUUUUCUCGCAUUUCAACGCAGAUGGAAGACAGCGAAAUGAUCCCAUGGAUACAAAGUCCAGCUCUGGAAGCUCGCCCAGUACAUCCAACAAACAUGACCCAUGUCAGAAGUGGAACACUGGCGAGUGCUCCCGUAGUGCAGCCUCUUGCCGAUACGCACAUGUCUGCUCAUUUGAGCAAGACGGUCGCACCUGUGGACGUCGCCACACCAAAACGAAGCAUCACAAAGACUCAAAACCCAAAUCAACCUGA